AUGAUUGAUUUGUAUGAUUCACUUUUUGAACAAUUACAAACAUCGUAUAUAUUCAUUCACUAUUUAGAGAAAACAACAGGUGUUAAUGUUAAUGGUCUUGCUCAUGGUGGUUCUUUAUUAGGUGGUGAUUUUGUAUUAGGUGGUACAGGUACUGGUUUAGGUGCAUUUUCAUUUACUCGGCUUGUUAUUGAUUUAUCUUAUUCAUAUCGUACAUAUAAUGUACAAUAA
This is a messenger RNA of Rotaria sp. Silwood1, 228 nucleotides long. The record is from the annotation of a GenBank genome assembly. Lineage: Eukaryota; Metazoa; Rotifera; Eurotatoria; Philodinida; Philodinidae.